AUGAGGAUAACCACAGUGCCAAUGCUUCUGACCCUGGCUGUUUGUCUCAUACAAGAUGCUGCCAGUGAAGAUGUAAAUCAGGAAACAUGCAGUGAAUAUCGAGCAUUGAUGAAAAAUGGAAAACUGUUCUGUUCCCAAGAUAAAAAACCUUUUCAAAGUCCUGAUGGAAUAAUGUUUGUCAACAAAUGUGCUAUGUGCAAAAUGAUAUUGGAAAAAGAAGCAAGAUUCCAGAAAAGGUCUAGGCUUUUAACAAGAGCCUCCAGGGCUACUGCCCCAGGAAAGUUGAAUUGUGAUGAUUUCAAGCAAGGAGAAAGGGCUGGGGAUUUUAUCUGUACCCUUGGUGGUACAGCUGUCUGUGGCACAGAUGGGAAAACAUACAGUAACAGAUGUGCGCUGUGUGCUAUGAAUGCUGAAACCAGAGCUCAAGUUGGCAUAAAAAGCGAAGGAGAAUGUGAGAACAACAAGCCGGAACAGGAUAUAUGCAGUGAUUUUCGGCCUUAUGUGAAGGAUGGAAGACUUGGAUGCACAAGGGAAAAUGACCCAGUUCGUGGUCCUGACGGAAGGACGCAUGGCAACAAGUGUGCAAUGUGCGCGGAGCUUUUCUUAAAAGAAGCUGAAGAAAAUGCCAAGCGAGAAAAUGAAACUAGAAUUCGACGUAGUGCCGAAAAGGAUCUUUGCAAGGAUUAUGAAAACCAAGUGAGGAAUGGAAGACUUUUCUGUACACGGGAAAGUGACCCUGUCCGUGGCCCUGAUGGCAGGAUACACGGCAACAAAUGUGCCUUGUGUGCUGAAAUUUUCCAACGGCAAUUUUCAGAAGAAAAAAAUAAAGCAGAUGAAAUCUUGAGAAAGGCUAAUGAAAAAGUUAAAAGAGAUACUGAGAAACUGUGCAGUGAGUAUCAGGAUCGUGCCAAGAAUGGAGUACUUUUCUGUACCAGAGAAAACGACCCUAUUCGUGGACCAGAUGGGAAAAUGCAUGGCAACCUGUGUUCCAUGUGUCAAGCCUUCUACCGAGCAGAAGCUGAAGAAAAGAAAAAGGCUGAAGCAAAAGCAAGAAGUAAAAGAGAAUCUGGAAGAGCACCCUCAUAUGCAGAGGUGUGCAGUGAAUACCGCCAGUUUGUGAGAAAUGGGAAACUCCCAUGCACCAGAGAGAACGAUCCCGUCCAGGGCCCAGAUGGGAAGAUGCAUGGCAACACCUGCUCCAUGUGUGAGGCCUUCUUCCAAGCAGAAGAAAAAGAAAAGAAAAAGAAGGAAGGUGAAUCAAGAAAUAAAAGACAAACUGAGACUACACCUUCCUUUGAGGAGCUGUGCAGCGAAUACCGCAAAUCCAGGAAGAAUGGACAGCUUCUCUGUACUCGAGAGAAUGACCCCAUCCAGGGCCCAGAUGGGAAGAUGCACGGCAACACCUGCUCUAUGUGCGAGGCCUUCUUUCAGCAAGAAGACAGAGCAAAAGCAAAGGCUAAAAGAGAAGAUACAAAGGAACUCUGCAGUGAGUUUCGGAACCAGGUGAGGAAUGGAAUGCUCCUAUGCACCAGGGAGAAUGACCCUGUCCGUGGCCCGGAUGGCAAAAUGCAUGGAAACAAGUGUGCCAUGUGUGCAAGCCUGUUCAGACUUGAAGAAGAGAAGAAAAAUGUUGGCAAGGAAGAAAAGGAGAAAGCCGAGACUGAGAAAGUCAAGAGAGCAGCAGCACAGGAGCUGUGCAGUGAAUAUCGUAACUACCUGAGGAAUGGACAACUUCCGUGCACCAGAGAGAACGACCCCAUUGAGGGCCCCGACGGGAAAAUCCACGGCAACACUUGCUCCAUGUGUGAGGCCUUCUUCCAGCAAGAAGCAAAAGAAAAAGCAGCAGCUCAAUCCAGAAAAGCUAAGAGAGAAGCUGUAAAGGAUCCAUGCAGUGAAUUUCGGAGUCUUCUUCAAAAUGGAAAUCUUUUCUGCACUCGAGAAAAUGACCCCGUGCGUGGUCCAGACGGCAAGACCCAUGGCAACAAGUGUGCCAUGUGCAAAGCAGUCUUCCAGAAAGAAGAUGAAGAAAGAAAGAGAAAAGAAGAGGAAGAUCAGCAGAAUGCUGCGGGCCAUGGUUCCAGUGGUGGUGGAAGAGGGAAAGCUAAGGACCAAUGUGCUGAGUAUCGGGAAAAAAUGAAAGAUGGAAAACUCAGCUGCACUCGCGAGAGUGACCCUGUCCGUGACGCAGAUGGAAAAUCAUACAACAACAAGUGUGCCAUGUGUAAAGAGAUACUGCAAAGAGAAGCAGAGGAAAAAAACAAGCAAUCUGUCUACAGAUCAAAUGGGACUGAUUCCGCAUCAGGAAAGGAUGUAUGUGAUGAGUUUAGAAGUCAAAUGAAAAAUGGAAAGCUUAUUUGUACCCGAGAAAGUGACCCUGUACGAGGUCCAAAUGGAAAGACACAUGGUAACCAGUGUGCUAUGUGCAAGGAAAAGCUGGAAAGGGAAGCAGCUGAAAAGAAAAAGGAAGAGGAGGAAUACAUGAGAAACACAACCGGAAAGGACAAUGAAAAACAGGAUCAGUGUCAUGAGUUCCGGAAGAUGGUGAGAGACGGAAAGCUUAUUUGCACCAAAGAAAACAACCCUGUUCGAGGCCCAAAUGGCAAGACGUAUGCCAACAAGUGUGCUAUGUGUCAGAGCAUCUUUGAGCGAGAAGCUAAAGAAAGAAAAAAGAAUGAAGAAGAACAAUCAAGAGCCAAGCCCUCAAAUGAUGCAAAGGUUAUUUUUUAA
Messenger RNA from Budorcas taxicolor (takin), 2727 nucleotides. RefSeq names its product serine protease inhibitor Kazal-type 5-like. NCBI's taxonomy places the organism in Eukaryota, Metazoa, Chordata, Mammalia, Artiodactyla, Bovidae. The record is from RefSeq and is a predicted model, not a curated record. Gene Ontology annotation, molecular function: protein binding. The transcript has 28 exons. Bases 1 to 2727 code for a protein of 908 amino acids.